GAGCUCUCAUAUAAUAAUUAAUUUAAAUUAUUUAUUCUAUAAUUCUGUACUCCUAAUUUAUGGAAUAAUACUUGCUAGGCUUACCACACUUGUUGCAAUAUAAAUCUUACCACAUAUCCAAUUACAAGAAAAAUAUCACUCUGCACUUGAACAAUGGAUCACAAUCUAUCUGAAAAUUUGGCUAAUCUUGAAAAAAUAUUUGAUUCACGUCUGCGUCAGUAUGAUGAAAAGCUUCAGAAGGUUACCACUGGUUCCAAUGUAGUUAAUCCUGACAUCGCAGCACUGUCACGUGAGUUCUACGAAUUCAAGAACUUUAUUUUUGAUGCAUUGAAGGCAAUAAAACAACAACUUCAGCUGCUUACUGCAAGCCAUGAUAGGCAUGAAACAGCUAUGCGACGGAAAGUGUUACUCUUCCAUGGCAUUCCAGAGUCUCAAAAUAGUAACCCAACAGAAGAGGUUCAGCAGGUGAUUGCCCACAAACUCAAGCUUAAUGAGUUCAAUAGUGAGGGACUAGUGGUUUGUCACAGACUUGGCUCUUCUUCAUCCAAAACACGUCCUAUUCUGGUUCGCUUUAAUGACUAUGAACAUCGUCACCUCAUAUGGGAAAAUAAGUCUGCUUUGAAGGGUUCCGGAGUAACAAUUUCAGAAUUUCUAACAAGAAAUCGGCACAGUAUUUUUAUGGCUGCUCGUAGGCAUUUUGGAAUAAAAAACUGUUGGUCAUCUGAUGGUAAAAUAAUCAUUUGCCUACCUAACAAAAGUAGAAGGCGAAUUGAAACCGAAUCAGAGUUACAUUCACUCAUAGAAUUAUUUCCAUCAAGUGCCUGCGAUAACACCUCUGAAGCAAACCCCAUAGCAUCAGCGGCAUCAUCGAAAACCCCCAAUGAAGUGUCUGCUCGAGGAGUUAAGAAAACCAAGCGUCGGGUCUGAUGUGUAAUGAUGUAUUGGGAUCAUUUGUGGAGCAUUGCAUUGGAUCUGUUUUAUUAGUGCAUUCUUUGUUGCGUCGUCGGGUAAUGCUGAUCUCUUGCAGGUAGGUAAAAGAUGAUUUCCAUUUAAAUCUCCGUUACUCAUCUUCAUAAUAUUUUAUUGCACUUGACGGUGGACACAGAAUUUAGUAACGGACACAUUUAACUUUAACUUUGAGAAUCAUAACAUCCACUUU
This is a messenger RNA of Diatraea saccharalis (sugarcane borer), 1159 nucleotides long. The record is from the annotation of a GenBank genome assembly. Lineage: Eukaryota; Metazoa; Arthropoda; Insecta; Lepidoptera; Crambidae.